ACACUUGUUUUUAACCUUGGCGGUCUUGAGUUUGCGUAACAAAUCUACAAAAAAAAAAAUGUUUCGAUUUGUAAGAAAUACAUUUAAUAUAACCCGAACUAUGGCAAGAAGUCUUAGUGCGGAAGUAAAAACUGGUAAGAUGAGAGUAUGGGAACUGGGAAAAUUAAAUCAUGUUGCCAUAGCUGUACCAAAUUUACAAAAAGCUUCCAAUUUUUACAAAGAUGUUCUUGGAGCAACAGUCAGCGAACCAGUUCCUCAAAAAGAACACGGAGUCUACACGGUCUUCAUUCAAUUGGGAGAUUCUAAAAUUGAGCUACUACAUCCUUUGGGAGAGAAUAGCCCUAUAGCUAAUUUCUUAGAAAAGAACAAAUCUGGAGGUAUGCAUCAUAUUUGUCUCGAAGUAACUGAUAUUAAAGAAGCCAUCGAAACUGUCAGAGAAAAUAAUGUAAGGACGCUAGGCAAAGAACCUAGAAUUGGCGCUCACGGAAAGCCAGUAAUUUUUCUCCAUCCCAAAGAUUGUGAUGGAGUAUUAGUCGAAUUGGAGGAGUCUUAA
Dimorphilus gyrociliatus is the source of this 553-nucleotide messenger RNA. NCBI's taxonomy places the organism in Eukaryota, Metazoa, Annelida, Polychaeta, Dinophilidae. The record is from the annotation of a GenBank genome assembly.